AGAGUCGGACUUUACUGUAAUCAUCUGCCGAACAUCUUUGGCAGGCAGCGGCUGCUCGUAUACGGAAGCGCUCUCUCUCUCUCUCUCUCUCUCUCUCUCUCUCGUGCUGUCCCGGACGUCUGCUUUAAUUUGAAGGGCACGGGGAAAGGCACAGGAGACAGGCGUGUGCGUGCUGCUGCAGCCUGUGUCUUUAAACGCAGGAGGAGACAUUUGUUUCUGAGAUGUAGUCUGCCUGAAAAAAUCUGUCGCGAGCAUCGCUCCAAACCCACCUGCUCCUGCUCAUCUCCCCGCCGAGGAAGCAAGGAAGGAAGGGGUUGGGAUGCCGAUGGUUUCAUCUGGGAGGCGACUGGAAAGGAAAGUUCAGCGUGUUUUUGGUUAACGUUUCACUUCUUCUUCUUCUUCUUCUUGUAGCUAAUUCUUGUAAAUUCACAUCGUCCACCGAGGCUCCGGACUGACCGAGAUCUACAUUUGCAGAAACGGUUUACUCAAGAUUAGCCAUCAGCUGUUAAAACCCUCAGCACAGCAGAACAGAAAUCUUAAGAAAUGGACCAAGAUAAUCUGAGCCAAAGCCAGAUGCAAGAAGACAACCCAAAUGGAGCAGAAGAAGCUUUUACAACAACUCCAGCUCUAGCCACUGAUUCCACUGCUGCCCAGUCUGCAGCUCCUGCCAGGCCUCGACGGCCCCAGAGAGGCGCCAGAGUAGAGGGUUCUGUAGACAUCUCCGAACCCAAAGCCGAGCCCAAAGCUGAGCCCACUCCAGUGGCUAACCAGGAUGAGUGCACUGAUGGCACUGUGGCAAGUCAUCCCAAACCCUUUCGUGCUGCAGCAGUCAAACCCUUAGGAGAGCGCACUGGGCCCAGCAUUAAGGCUGGUCCUAAAGGUCCAGGCCACCACCCGGUUAGGGCUGCCUCAGUGCCCCACCCACCUGCCAGCAGGCCUGUGCCUCCUCACCUGAACCCUCAUGCACAGAGAGCCCUCUCUGUAGCAGGUACAGCUGACACUCAGGCCCAGACUGUGGAAGACUUCAGGGUGCACAUCAUCACUUGGAACGUGGGUUCGGCCAUGCCACCUGAUGACAUCACUUCCUUGCUGGGGCUGAAUGUGGGGGAUGGAAACACAGACAUGUACAUUAUCGGGCUGCAGGAAGUGAACUCAAUGAUUAACAAAAGACUGAAAGAUGUCCUCUUCACAGACCAGUGGAGCGAGGUCUGCAUGGAGAGACUCAGCCCCUUUGGUUAUGUGCUGGUGACCUCCCAGCGGAUGCAGGGGUUGUUACUGCUGGUCUUUGCCAAGUACUUCCAUCUGCCCUUCCUCCGCGGAGUCCAGACUGAGACCACACGCACUGGCCUGGGGGGUUACUGGGGGAAUAAAGGUGGCGUGAGCGCCCGCAUGUCGGUGUUCGGCCACACCAUCUGCUUCCUCAACUGCCACCUGCCGGCUCACAUGGAAAACUCAGAUCAGCGUAUGGAGGACUUUGAGAGCAUCCUGCAGCAGCAGCAGUUUGAGGGUCAGGCUGCUACUGGGGUUCUUGACCAUGAUGUGGUGUUCUGGUUUGGGGAUCUUAAUUUCCGCAUUGAUGACCUGGAUAUGCAAGUGGUAAAAUCAGCCAUCGAUAACAACAAGUUUCCAAUGUUGUGGGAAAAGGAUCAGCUCAAUAUGGCCAAAGACAGUGAGACUGUGUUGGAGGGUUUCCAAGAGGGGCCACUGAAAUUCUCUCCCACCUACAAGUUUGACGUUGGAACAAAUACAUACGACACAAGUGGGAAGAAGCGUAAACCAGCUUGGACCGACCGGAUCCUGUGGCGCCUGAGAGCCACCGCACCUACUGCCGCUGCUCUCAGCGCAGGUAAGCGUGGCUCCAUUUCAGGGCUGACCAGCGGGACCAAAGUGACACAGCACUGCUACCGAAGUCACAUGGAAUACACUGUCAGUGACCACAAACCAGUCUCCUCCAUCUUUACCCUGCAGUUCCCGUACAAGGUGGAUAUUCCCCUGGUCACACUCAUAGUGGAGGAUGAGUGGAAUAGUAUUGCUGAUGCCACAGCAAAAUUCAAACUGGCGCCCAACUUCUCUCGCAGCUCCUGGGACUGGAUCGGACUGUACAAGGUGGGUUUCAAACACCAUAAGGACUAUGUGGGAUAUGUGUGGGCCAAGCAAGAGGAAGCUGACUUUUACCGACAAGAACAUCAGGUAACCUUUACUGAGGAGGAAUUGCCCAAAGGCUCAGGGGACUAUAUCUUGGGUUACUAUGGCAACAACAUGGGCACCAUUGUGGGCGUAACAGAGCCAUUUCAGAUCCAGCUUCCCACUUCAGGUCUUGACAACAGUUCUUCAGACAGCUCUGACUUCAGCUCAGAAGAUGACAGCACUGUUGUCCUCAUGAAGACGAGGUCCCGCAGUCCCAGUCCACGCAAGAGCAAGCACCGCAGCCAUCGUAGUGGCAGCCACAGCCACAGCCACAGCCGCAGUCACAGCCGCUCUGGCAGCCCUGCACAGGUCAAAAUGAAAGAGCUCAACGUCACCGAUGGUUCUCCAUCCAGCACCACAACAACAGCUGAGAGUGAGUCCAGAGGACGUCCAGAAGAGGGCAGCAGCAGCCAGGUGUCUGCUCCUGGGGAGAAAGAAAAGGACACAGGGGAUUCAGGGCUGUGAUGCACAACCGAGUCCUGCUGUAGUCACAGGUCACAUAGUUAACUGUUGUGUCUUUUAUUAAAUACAUCCACUAGACUGUAUGUUUUCUGACAUGAAAAUAUACAGUUUCUGAUGCCAUCCUUUUCAGGAACAGCCAUCUGGUUUGUCCAGAGGGCUUACUUUGCCUUGAGUUGUUCUAUUAAGCUGUGCACAUUGUAUAUUUUUUAUUUGUAAACCUUUCACUCUGUCCUAUGUUUCUUCUAUCUUUGUCCGUUCUCAGGUGUGGACAGUACAGGGAGCUGACACCUUGCAUUAGGAAAUACUCAAGGAUUUAUGGUCACGCAGAGUAAAAGAGUGGUUACUUAAUACUUUUUAGAAACCAUCAUCCUCAUAUUCCGACAAUGGUUUGAACCUCUGCACUAACGUACCUAGCAGUCAUGUCAGCAGACUGCAUACAAGCGACAGAAAAUGCUUUUGAGACAAGGAGUAUGACGUACUUGACACAGACAUUGCUCAUAAAUAACAUAAAUGUUUUAGUUGUGGAACAUAUGUCUAAUAUGAAACAAAUCUGCUCAGACCAAGAGGACCAUAGAGACAUAGUGAAAAAUGCAUUUUAUUCCAAAACAUCCUAGUAAAGCAUCCCCAGCUCUGUCAACAAUCAAGCACGUUAGUUUCUGCAAAUCUGCAAAUGGAGAUAGCCAUGCAAUUCGACUUGGUGAUGUGGUUCUACUUUUGUGGAUAUCCCCUGUUUUGGAAAUUCAGCAUGCAUUACACAGGAACAUAAUACAUAUCACCCAGGUAGUAUUUCAAAUGAUCCACCAAUGGGAAUAAAGUCCCUCCAGGGUGCAUAAAAACAGAGCAGAACUAAAGUAGGUGGAGACUGGGGUUCGGGGGGCUCAGCCACUAACCAUGGCAUCAGCACAGCACAUGUCAGUGUAGAGAGUGAAUGUGAGCGUAAAGGCUUUUAAAUAGACCAUCAAAUCAGUGCAGUGGGAUGUGGUGGGUGGGGGAGGCCUAUCAGCUGACAUAGCAUAGCUGUCUUGCCAGAACUAGUUCACUAGUUGUUGGCCAGCUAGAGUGUUAACAACUACAGCAAUAUCUGACCCAGGAAACAUGCAGUAUAUUGCUUUGACACACAAACCUUUCUGUGAGUUAAUGCGCCAGAAAACAAAUCACAUCACACACAUUUGUUUUGAUUAAAUUUUUUAAAUACGUAUUAAAACUUAAGUAAGUAAAACUCAAAUGUGAGCAAGAACUCUACUGUGUAGAGCUACUACAGGGCUUUGCAUUAUACUGUAAGUAGUAUAAUACAAAGCUGACAUGUUCCACUAUUGGGAAAUAUCACAAUGGUAAUGUGAUAUUUCAAAUAAAUGAAAUGUUCCUAUCUAAUGCAUUAUUGGAUGAUUUUGACUUUUGACGUUUGCUUUCUUUUUUCAGUUCACUGUUCCUGUGUUUGUUUUUGUGUUUUUCUUGCUCAGAUCUUCCCUUACUGAUCCUGGUGAUUAGCUGACAGUGACAAUAGUCACAAUAGUCGUGUUGCAUUGUUACCGUGUGACCUCUGAUGCACCAUCUUAGACACUGUACUUUUGGGCUGUUAGCGUAGCACAGUGUAUACUGUUGUAGCUGUAACCUCAGUGUGUAUGUCUUCUAAUCAGUUUUUGUGUAUUUUUAUAGACGUGUAUGUGUGUGUGUUUUGGAUGGUGGAGGGUAUGUGUGUUUCAUGUUCUUAUAUCCCGGUGGGGACUUUAACCUGAAUGCGCACUAACCGAUGGGGAAAUUGAGGUCCCCAUGGGUAGAGACUGCUUUUCGAGGGUUAAGACUUGGUUUUAGGGUACAGGUUACAAUUAGGUUAAGGUUAGGGUAAGGGUUAAGGUUAGGCAUUUAGUUGUGUUGGUUAAGGUUAGGGUAAGGGCCCGGGCUAGGGAAAGCAUUAUGUCAAUAACUGUCCCUCAAGGGGAUAGUGAGAAAACGUGUGUGUGUGUGUGUGUAGCUAGCUGUGGUAGUGAAUGGAGUGUGACUGUGUUUGCAUGGUUUGCUGCUGGACAUACUGUACAUUCCGGUACUGUGAUUUUUUUGUGCCGUAAAGUGCUGUUUUUGACUCCUCUUUGUGAUAAUUGUGACUGUAAAAAUUGUUAGAAAAACAUGGUGAGGACAGUAUAAAAAAUUUACUUCAGUGUAAAUGUUAGGUGAAGAAAAUGCAGGGCAGCUAAGCUUGCAUAAAUCUAAAAUCUGUUUGAAUCAUUUCAUAGUGCAUUCAUGUAUUUUCUUGAUUUUGAAAUGAAAAAUCUAUUGGACCUCUGUGUAGAGAAACAUGUUUAAAAAAAGAUUAAGAUUGUAUGACUUUUUCCUACUUUAGGUAAUUUAGAUAAGUAUGAUCAGUUCUGCAGCCAUGACCAGUGACUAUCUAUUGUGAAAUGUUAAUGAAAAAAAUGCUCUGUCUACAGAAUGUUAUUGUUUUUAAGUGGAUGAAAUAAAAGAGAUAUGUAUGUAAAGGACAAAUAUUAAUUAUAGUAGAAAACACAAAAUAAGAGACAAUCUAUGCCACAAAGAUUAUUUUACUUAAAUUAUGUAUUUAUUUUCUUAUUUAACCGUUAAAUGCACCUGAAUUCUGCUGGCCAGUGAGGGAGAAUUAUUUCAAUGGAAAUGUCAAAAUGAUAUUAAAGAAUAUUGAUAAUUAUUUUCUUUUUCUAUUAGGAGUCUGAUUUCUCCAGUUUCCAUUUUAGUAAAUUCAGAUCAAAUGUUGCUUUUAUUGUCUGAAGUGUAGAUUGUUUAGUCUACAGGUCUUUGUAUAAUUGUGAAUGAAAUUGACAAAAGAAAUAUAGCAAGCCUGUGAAGCAUUGAUUGUUGGCAUAUGAGAAUGGUUUAUCUCUGUGAAAUCAUCUGAUCAGUGAGGUGAGAAGAUUGCUUGCUUUGUUCUCCAACCCAAAAACUAGUGCAACACUGUCCAAAGAAAUAAUAUAUUCCCCUUCAAAUUGU
Siniperca chuatsi (mandarin fish) is the source of this 5607-nucleotide messenger RNA. RefSeq names its product inositol polyphosphate-5-phosphatase Jb (gene inpp5jb). The coding region runs from base 544 to 2652 and encodes 702 amino acids. Gene Ontology annotation, molecular function: phosphatidylinositol-3,4,5-trisphosphate 5-phosphatase activity; phosphatidylinositol-4,5-bisphosphate 5-phosphatase activity. Gene Ontology annotation, biological process: negative regulation of peptidyl-serine phosphorylation; phosphatidylinositol dephosphorylation. The record is from RefSeq and is a predicted model, not a curated record. Gene Ontology annotation, cellular component: ruffle; cytoplasm; plasma membrane. Lineage: Eukaryota; Metazoa; Chordata; Actinopteri; Centrarchiformes; Sinipercidae. The transcript has 13 exons.